This is a messenger RNA of Cladophialophora carrionii CBS 160.54, 852 nucleotides long. RefSeq lists its product as uncharacterized. Bases 1 to 852 code for a protein of 283 amino acids. Lineage: Eukaryota; Fungi; Ascomycota; Eurotiomycetes; Chaetothyriales; Herpotrichiellaceae. The transcript has 2 exons. Gene Ontology annotation, molecular function: oxidoreductase activity. The record is from RefSeq and is a predicted model, not a curated record.
AUGAAAGCUCCCGAGCACGCAGAGGUCAACGGGGGUGAUGUCAGGACGACAGUCCAGUAUCUACAGCCAGGCUCGAAAAACGUGCGAUACUUUAGCAAGGGUAAAGAGGUGAACAUUGGCAAGUACGACGAUGUAUCCGUCGUCAUCCACGACGCACGCCCUGACAAGGAGGAGUAUACGCUGGAGAAUGGAGGAUUUGCUUUGAUUCAGCAUGAUUCCCAAGUCACAGAUUUCCACUCGCGUGAGCAGUUGGACACGAUCUACCCGGGCGAAAUCGCCGCGCUGGUCAAGUCGCUGACUGGCGCCGACGAUGUGGUCGUGGUCAGCCCGCCCGUGUUGCGCAAGGUGAAGACCGAAGUCGGCUCGACGCAUCAACCUCGCGCCGCAGACGUGCACACGGACUGGUCACCCGCAAACGCCGAAGACACGGCUCGACGGCACGCAGAUGGGCAUCCAGCGUACUCGCGCUGCAUCUUCGUCAACGUCUGGCGCGCGCUGUCGCCUCCGCCGCAGGACUGGCCACUGGCUGUAAUUGAUGCGCGCACCGUCGGCGCCGACGAAGGCGUGCCGUACCCGAUGGUCAUCGUGGACGAGAUCCCCGAGACGUUGCCGAUGGUGCCGCAGCCGUCGCAUUUCAUCGAGGGUGCCAAUUUCUGCUACAACCCAGGCCACCGAUGGUGCUAUUUUCGAGAUAUGAAGAUCAACGAGGUUCUGGCGUUCAAGCUCUAUGACUCCGACAGACAUCGUGGGUCGCAGAGCUGGAGGUGUCCUCACACGGCCUUUUUGAAUCCGCUGGAAGGGAGGAUACCACGGGAAAGCGUCGAGGUUAGGACGAUUUGUUAUUUUAGAUGA